AUGCAACCAAUAGUUGGGGCUUACGCGGAUAAAUCAACGUCAAGAUACGGCAGGCGAAGACCUUAUAUGGUCGGGGGUGCCAUAGUCACAGGUGGCGGAUUGCUGCUGCUGGGCUGGACAUCUGAAGUUGUGGGCUUCUUCCUACCCGAAGGCGACAUGAAGAAGACCAUGACCAUCCUGGUCGCCGUCAUGUGCAUUUAUACCCUCGAUUUUUCAAUCAAUGCAGUCCAGGCGUGUUGUCGCAGCUUGAUUGUCGAUACAUUACCGGUCUCGCAGCAACAAUCUGGAUCUGCGUGGGCAUCGAGGCUGGUCGCAGCAGGCCAUCUAGCCAGCUACUUCGUCGGCACUUUUGAUCUGGUUGCGAUGUUCCCACCUUGGAUGGGAGGUGAUACUCAAUUCAAGAAAAUGACGGUUAUUGCAACAUUGAUUUUAUGGUCCACAGUGGGCAUAAGCUGUUGGGCUGUUACAGAGAGAGUGAGGUUGCCUAGCGAGGGCGACCAUACCUCGGUGAAAGAGGUACUCUUAGGUCUUGCGCGGAAGACAUUUGACCUCCCUACACGCAUACGCGCUAUAUGCUGGGUACAAUUCUGGAACUGGGUUGGAUGGUUUCCCUUCCUGUUCUACUCAAGCACAUUCGUCGGGGAAAUCCACUAUCGCUACGAGGCUCCUGCUCGCGAACUGGGUGUCGAGGAUGAACAAGACGCUCUGGGGAAUGUCGGCCGGAUAGGUAGCCUCGCAUUGGUGUUUUUCUCCUUGACCACCUUCUGUGCGUCGGUCAUAUUCCCAUUCCUCAUCAAGUCACCAGAAGCACCCGAUACGAAAUUUACCCCUAGGCCCCCUGCUUCGAUUCCCAAAUUUUUCCAAAAGAUUUUGGCGGCGGCAUACGACAUUCGACCCGAUCUGAUAUCGGCGUGGAGUUUAUCGAAUCUUUCCUUUGCCAUCAUCACGAUAUUUGCCCCAUGGGUCCGGACACUUUCUUCUGCAAGCUUCCUGGUAGCUGCUUGUGGCGUACCGUGGGCCAUAUCGUGUUGGGCACCAUUUGGCCUGCUGGGUAUCGAAAUCAAUAAGAUGUCUUCCGGAUCUCCUACCAAUAUCAGUGGUUCAACUGUGCCUGGUUAUACGGCUGUCCGUGGCAGCAUCGAUGGGAACUACGGUGUCGAGAUGGAAAUCGCGCGACAACAUCGCAGGACCUUUUCCGAGGAUGUGCUGCGACUCAAUCAUCCCGAUGAAGGUGACGCCCAUUCCUCAACAGGAGAGCUUGCGGGCGUCUACCUGGGUGUGCUGAAUGUAUAUACAACGCUGCCACAAUUUGUCGGGACGUUUGUCAGUUGGAUUGUCUUCUCGAUCCUAGAACCAAGCCAGCAUUCUCCAGUCGCUGAUGGGGUCUCCAACCAUGAUCGGUGGCUCACCCUGAAAAAGAACGCGCCAAAUGCAAUCGCCGUGUGUAUGUUCAUCGGAGCGUUGUGCUCCUUGAUCUCAGCAGAAGCUGCUAGACGGCUGAAGCAUUUGACUUGA
Fonsecaea nubica is the source of this 1515-nucleotide messenger RNA. RefSeq lists its product as hypothetical. NCBI's taxonomy places the organism in Eukaryota, Fungi, Ascomycota, Eurotiomycetes, Chaetothyriales, Herpotrichiellaceae. The record is from RefSeq and is a predicted model, not a curated record. The transcript is spliced from 2 exons. Gene Ontology annotation, cellular component: membrane. Bases 1 to 1515 code for a protein of 504 amino acids. Gene Ontology annotation, molecular function: sucrose:proton symporter activity.